Molecule: messenger RNA, 2014 nt
Organism: Danio aesculapii
Lineage: Eukaryota; Metazoa; Chordata; Actinopteri; Cypriniformes; Danionidae
Gene: pabpn1
Product: poly(A) binding protein, nuclear 1
Exons: 7
Coding region: 345-1043 (232 amino acids)
Molecular function (GO): RNA binding
Source: RefSeq, a predicted model, not a curated record
CACGGCUUCCAUUUCUGUUCUGGAGCACACGAGCGCUCGCGAAGAAUACACAUUUGCUUUUCUGAAUUUGCCUUCUAAUGUAAAUAGAGUAGUAAGUGCGGCAGUCUGAGAGAGCGAACGGUGUUUGUGUUUUGAUAAAUAGUUUUGUUUAUUCUGCUGGGGGACACGUUUGAGCGCCGGAAGAAGCAAGGCGGGUUUUUAUUCCCCAUUUUAACUUUAGUGAGCGGCGCUUUCCGCCGUUUUUUUAUUCCCUCCCCUGCCCCUCUCUCUCUCUUGCUCCCCCCCGUGAGAGUCGCGGCCUGUAGUGCAGCCACGAGGCGCGUCGGACCACCGGGAAUCAGGCGAUGGCGGAGUUUGGUAACGGACUGGCAGAGGAGUCUCUGCUGGACUCAGACCCGGGUCACUCAGAACUUGAAGACCCAGGCGUUGGCGAUGAAGAACCGGGAUUAGACGAGGGGGAGGCCGCAAUUGAAGAUCCGGAGCUGGAGGCAAUUAAAGCCCGGGUGAGAGAGAUGGAGGAGGAGGCAGAGAAACUGAAGGAGCUACAGAACGAGGUGGAGAAACAGAUGAAUCUCAGUCCUCCACCUGCUGGCCCUGUCAUUAUGUCCAUUGAAGAGAAGAUAGAAGCUGACGGGAGAUCUAUUUACGUUGGAAAUGUGGAUUAUGGUGCUACAGCUGAGGAGUUGGAGGCGCAUUUCCAUGGCUGUGGAUCUGUAAACAGAGUCACCAUCUUGUGUGAUAAGUUUACAGGACAUCCCAAAGGGUUUGCUUAUAUAGAGUUUGCAGACAAGGAGUCUGUUAGGACAGCCAUGGCACUAGAUGAGUCCUUAUUCAGAGGAAGGCAGAUUAAGGUUGGGGCCAAGAGAACAAAUCGUCCUGGCAUUAGCACCACAGACCGCGGUUUCCCUCGGGCCCGCUUCCGCUCACGGGGAGGAAACUUCUCAUCCCGGGCGCGUUACUACAGUGGCUACACACCCCCCAGAGGCAGAGGACGGGCCUUCAGGGGCCGAGGGCGAACAACAUCGUGGUACUCCCCUUACUAAUACCUCCCCCACCCCCCCUAUGAAAUCCCCCCCUUACUAUCAUCCCGUACCCCUCUAUAGAAAAGAAAAAAAGAUCCCUCUCAAAAAAGGAAGGAAAAAAAGAAGAAAAAAAAAGACAAAAAAAAAGAAAAAAAAGAGAGCAUCUCCUGGAAAGACAGACUGACUGGCCGCAGUGUGCGAUUGUGUGUGCGCGUGCGUGUGAGGAGGUGUUGCGAUCGCCCUGGUAAGGUACAAUAUGGCCGUCUGGGAGAUUUGGUGGCAUUUGUUUCAAUUUGAGAAAGUGAUGUAAUCUCAGGCUGCAGAUGUGUGUCCUUUUUGUCUGGCUGUGAUUUUUCUCUCACCAAACAGCCCCUCUUUAUGUUUGCACUCGAAGGCAAACAGAAAAAAAAAUGUUAACUUUUUGUUUGUUUUUCUUUUAAUUAUUGUAACGUGAACAUGUGAACGAUUUAAUAGCAAGAAUGUUGUUGUUUUCACCAAGUUGUGCUAUUUGAAGAACACAUUUUCUAUUGUCUAUGCUCUCUGGAACCCCUUUUCCCCCCUUCCUCCCAGCGCUGGUUUCUUUUCCUGUUCAUCCCUCACUCGGAUUUGACCUCCUUCACCUGCGUUACGCGGUUUAGAGUUCGGCUUUGUUGAUAAGCUUUUCUUUUAAUAAUGUUUCACUGUUCUCAUCUUCCACAUCAUACGACUAUUGUAAGAUGGCAUGGCCUGAACUCCUAGAUCUUUUCUGUUCUUCAUUUUGAUUUUCUUUCGUCUCAUGCUGCCAUACUCCAUUCCCGCCCAUCAGUGUUUUUCCCCUGUUCCCCUGUCUCCCCCCCCCCUUCUCUCUCUGUCUCUCUUGCUCUCUCUCUGUAUAUUAGACCACUUCUUGUCGUUUCAGGUUUCAGGACCAGUGGAGGCUGACAACCCCUCCUCCGGUGGCCGCGGCGCCCCCUACCGUCUCGGCGGCGUCUCUGUCUCUUUCUGCUCCCGCU